AUGACACGCAUCACGUACCCCAUCGCGUUCAAGCUCGAAGCUUUGAAACUCCUUGAGACCUUGUCCGACUACAAAGUAGCUGUGCUCCUUAACGUCGCUCGCAGGACUCUCCGCAACUGGCAAAAGCAGCGCAACGAGCUCCUUGCCUACAAAGGAAAACAAGAAGCGCCUGAAGUCCAAUACAUCAACGACUUGCGUGACGCUGAGCGUGCGCUGACGACAAUGCACAUUAUCAACUGGAUCAAACGAAACCAACGAACGUGGCUGCUAGACUACCUGUCCACCAAAGCCGCAGGGUCCGGCUACAAGGCCUUUCUCCAACUUCUCCGCCGGGAGACCUGCGAGCUGCGCGACGAGUUUGCGCUGGAGUUCCACCGGUCGCACAGCGCCCACAGCAAGGAGUGCACGUACAACGUUGACGAAACGGGUUUCUAUUACGAUAUGCCUCCCCACUACAUCUGGGCCGUGCGCGGCGGCAGCUCCAAGAUCUCCGCGGGAGAGAAGCACUCCAUGCGAAUGACGGCGGUGCUCACAGCACGGACAGCCCGGCGGACGCAUCGAAACAAACGAGGUGCCUACCUUCCCCGAAGGACACUUCUACGCCGUCCACGAGAAGGCCUGGAUGCACGGGUGUGGAAGCAGUUCUUGCGGUCGGUGCUGCACGACAUCGAAGAGUGCUCCGUCAUCCUAGUCGACAACUUUGAGGCCCAUGUGUCGGAGGAGUCGACCAAGAUUGUGCAAGAAGAGCUCACCUGUGUGCCAUGCCACCGAAUGCGACGUCUGUGUGCUAGCCCUUGGACGUGGGUGUCAUUGCGCCCUUCAAGCGUCACGUACGUGAGUUGUGGCUGUAUGAGGAGAUGA
Aphanomyces astaci is the source of this 861-nucleotide messenger RNA. RefSeq lists its product as hypothetical. The record is from RefSeq and is a predicted model, not a curated record. NCBI's taxonomy places the organism in Eukaryota, Oomycota, Saprolegniomycetes, Saprolegniales, Verrucalvaceae. The coding region runs from base 1 to 861 and encodes 286 amino acids. The transcript has 4 exons.